AUGGAGCCCCUCUACCCCAUCCGCCGCCUCACCCCCACCGACAUCCACCUCAUCGAGGCCCGCAUCGCCGCCAACGACCGCGAGAUCCAAACCCUCCUACGCGACAACCAGCGCCUGGCCGCCGCCCACGUCGCCCUCAAGCAGGACGCAACCGCCGCACAGGACGACCUCCGCCGCGCAUCCGCCGCCGCCGCCUCCGUCAAGGCUGACCGCGACGCCCGUGUCCGCGAGGUCUACGACCGCUCCCUCAAGCUCGAGGUGGAAGCCCGGCCCUUCGACGGGAUCGCCGCCGAUCUGGGCCGCGUCCGGGCCGCAAUCGAGGAGCUUCGGGCCGAACGCAAGGACCGAUUGGAAAAUCUGAUGGCAAUCGAGGGAGAGAUCGCGGCGGCCCAGUCCGAGCUGCGGAGGGUGCCGCAGCUCAGGUCUGAGAUCGAGGCAGCUCAGAGGGAGAUCCACCAAGGAAGAGAGGCGAUUCAGCGCGAGCGUGAGAUGCAGACGACCAACUUCCAGAUCGACCGAGCUAUGGAGAAGCACUUGGUGGCGAUGGCUCGCGAGGCUGAGAAGCUUCGAUCUGAGCUUGCUGAUGCGGAGAAGAGGGCCGUGGCCAUGGCUGCUGCUUCGGGUCUUAAUCCAGGGCCUGGAUUCGAUUUGAUCAGAUACUGA
Striga hermonthica is the source of this 663-nucleotide messenger RNA. Lineage: Eukaryota; Viridiplantae; Streptophyta; Magnoliopsida; Lamiales; Orobanchaceae. The record is from the annotation of a GenBank genome assembly.